Cantharellus anzutake is the source of this 801-nucleotide messenger RNA. RefSeq names its product mitochondrial carrier. The record is from RefSeq and is a predicted model, not a curated record. Lineage: Eukaryota; Fungi; Basidiomycota; Agaricomycetes; Cantharellales; Hydnaceae. Gene Ontology annotation, molecular function: L-ornithine transmembrane transporter activity. The coding region runs from base 1 to 801 and encodes 266 amino acids. Gene Ontology annotation, biological process: mitochondrial L-ornithine transmembrane transport. The transcript is spliced from 7 exons.
AUGGUUUCGCACACAGCAAAGGACCUUACCGCAGGAACGGCAGGCGGAAUUUUGCAGGUCCUCGUUGGUCAACCGUUCGAUAUCGUGGGAACGCUCACUCCGUUACUAGGCAUUGGCGUAUGCGUGUCGAUACAGUUCGCUGCACUGGAGUCCUCUAAACGGUAUUUCGCAAAGAGCAAUCUGGCAACAGGACGAGGCGGACCCGACGGGAAGGCUCUGACGCCACUUCAAUUGGCUGCUGCAGGUGCAUUUGCCGGAGUCGCAAACGGAUUCGUGUCUGGACCAGUCGAGCACAUUCGUAUUCGACUACAAGCGCAGCCAGAUAAAAACCGCCUGUAUAAUGGGCCUUGGGAUGCGAUUAAGAAAAUUUCGCAGAGCCAUGGCAUUUCAGGGCUGUACAAGGGUCAAGUGCCGACCUUCGCCCGUGAAGCACUCGGUUACGGCGCGUACUUUUGCACAUAUGAAAUGCUUGUCCAACGGUACAUGCGCGUUCACCAAGUACCCCGGGAAGCGCUUCCUUCUCAUUUGGCUAUAGCAUAUGGUGCUACUGCUGGCUAUGCUCUCUGGGCAACCAUAUACCCGAUAGACGUGAUAAAAACUCGCAUCCAGACGGAUGGAUUUUCAGGCCCCUCAAGAAAAUAUUCCUCCAUGUUGGAUUGCCUCCGGACCAUAUUGCGGACAGAGGGAGCUGCGGCAUUUGCUCGGGGUCUCGGUCCUACUCUAGUUCGGUCGCCUCUUGCUAAUGGCUUCACGUUCUUAGGAUUCGAGCUUACCAGCCGAGCUUUGAAUUCGGCUUUCUGA